Molecule: messenger RNA, 4357 nt
Organism: Scomber scombrus (Atlantic mackerel)
Lineage: Eukaryota; Metazoa; Chordata; Actinopteri; Scombriformes; Scombridae
Product: GDNF family receptor alpha-4-like
Exons: 8
Coding region: 322-1689 (455 amino acids)
Biological process (GO): nervous system development
Cellular component (GO): signaling receptor complex; external side of plasma membrane
Molecular function (GO): signaling receptor activity
Source: RefSeq, a predicted model, not a curated record
UGGAGAUAAGCUGCAGCAAAACUUUUUGGAUACAUCUGUUUUCCUAGUACUACUGCCAUGAAAUUGAAAUCUACCAAAUGCGUUAAUUAGAGAUGAACAUCCGAAAAAUAAAUGGGAUAACAAAAAUCGCGAGAACUUGAAUCGCUUCAGUUUGUGUGCACGGUUGAGUUUUGGCAACUUUGUGUAGUGCUGUAGCCUAUCCGAUCUGUGUCAGUCCGUGCGGGCGCAGCAGCGGGAGCAGAGCAGGCUGGAUGUGGCAGGAGACAGGUCACUGAGCUGCAGAGAGCCGGGUGCGAGUUUCCUCAGAACCUCAACUCUCCAAUGACACCGGGCAGGAUGAUGAUCAUUGGACUUCUGCUCAAUGUCUUCUCUCAUGGAAGUGUGCCAGUGUCUGCGUCCUUAGACUGUCUGGUGGCGGAGCAGGGCUGCAUCCAGGAGCAGUCCUGCCUGGUCCCCUAUCGACUGCUGGAGUACUGUGCAGCUGAGGAGGCGGUGUCGCCUCUCGGUCCAGAUGCCCGUUUGGAGUGCCUGGAGGCCCAGAAUAGCUUGCACCAUUACCGCCCCCUCCAGGUUUGCAAGUGUCAGCGGGGCUCUCGCAGGGAGGAGCACUGCCUCAAGGUCUACUGGACAGUGAGAUUUGCAGCAUAUGAUGAGUAUGAAGUGUCCCCAUAUGAAGAACUGAAGUUGAAUCUGGUGAGGAACAUUGAGAUGUCACGUAUGGCCUCCAUCAUGGCAGCUUCUUCUCUUUCUGUGGAUGGACAAAACCAGUGUCUGAAGGCAGCCCAGGACUGUGGCCUGUAUGAGAAAUGUGGCGCCCUGCGGUCAGAAUAUGUUGUAGCCUGCACCAAGCGAGCAACAGCCUCUGACAACAGCUGUAACCGUCAGAAAUGCCACAAAGCCCUGCGGCGCUUCCUGGAGCGCGUGCCAGAGGAAUACAGCUUUGCGUUGCUCUUCUGUCCCUGCUCUGAUACUCUGUGUGGGGAGCGCCGGAGGAAAACUAUCGUCCCGUCAUGUUCCUAUGAGGAGAAUGUGAGAGGGGAGGAGAGAGUGGGCAAGCCCAACUGCCUCAGCCUGCAGAACUACUGCUCCAAAGACGAGCUGUGUAGAUCCCGCUUUGCUGAUUUCCAACACAACUGUCAGCCCUCCCCCGUGUCUGCCUCUGGCUGUAUGCGUGAGAGCAGAGCCAUGUGCCUGAAGGCCUACGCUGGACUCAUAGGCACCAUCAUGACUCCCAACUAUGUGAGCAACAGCAGCACAGAUGUGGCCCAGUGGUGCACAUGUGACGGAAGUGGGAACGAAUGGCAGGGCUGUCAGCGUAUCCUGCACAUGUUCAACAACAAUAUAUGCCUGCGCGGUGCCAUCAGCUCCAUGGGAAUAUCUGCACCUCCUCCUGUGGAAAACACUCCAGUGCCAGCUCCUCAGCCCUCCACACGCGUCUAUAAGGAGAGGGUCCACGUCAGCGUUAACACUCUCCCUGAAUUCAACAGCAUGGAGGACAGCGAGGAAGAGGAGCAGCAGAAAGCAGAAAGCGAGGAAUUCAACGUAAUCCCGCCGUACUCUGAGAAGGACUCUAACAUUGAAUCUGGGGCCACAGGGAGUCAGCGGGGAGCAGCUGCGCGAGUAGUACCCGUGUUUCCAUUAAUGCUGCUGCUGACGCUCAUCCUGGACUGGGAGUGUUGGAGCUACUGAAGGCUCCAUCCAUCCUCCUUCCCAUCCUGUGCUCACAUUUUACACUCGCUACCACUUUCAAAUCCAUCACAGCCCUCAGAACAAACCACAGAGGACAGUUGCGAAAAGAAAAUUAAAAAGCUACUUCUUAACAUUUCCUUUUCUGUUUUUCAUCGUCACAAUGCCCCGCUGCGUUUAUUUUAUGAUUCUGUUUCUCCUAUCACUGCCUCCUCAAGAGUUAAAGAUAUUAGUAGUCUUGCCGUAUCUGUCAUGUCUUUGCUGGAGUCCUCUCCGGUGAAAGGAAGGGAACAACGUGAGCAGAUAUAUGAGUGCAUGGUUGAACUGAGAAGUGCUGUCUGGGCAAAUACUCUAUCUAGAGUCUGCUUCACACUCAAAGUACAUCACCUCUUUUAACAAGAAGCACAUUGCCUGAGGCCAUCUUCACUUCAUGUGCUUCCAAAAACCAUAACCAGUCUUCUCUACUGCAACUAAGCCUGAGCAUGGCUUUUGAUUUCUAUUUCAUGACUCAUGUCACAUCCGUUUCUCUGUUGCCCCUUCGGCUCUUCCUUUCCCUCCUUCAUACUAUGGUUCAGUAAGAUAAUCCACUUUACAACAAGUUAAUAGGAGACUGCACCACUCUUAAACUGCUUUGUAUCAUUAAAAAUACUUCUACUUUUUUUUUUUUUUUUUUUUUUUAAAUUGCACCAUUUAAAAAAGUGAUAAGACGUGUUAUCACAUUAUGUAUGAGAGAUCUUAGGUCUUUUGAACCUUCACUAAAAAGCAGAGUGCAGCAGUCACCCUGUUCUGCUUCUUUUGUUAGCAAGCCACCAUGGUAUUAUUCCUACCAUGGUGAGUGGCUGAGAUUUCAAGCACAGGCAAAAGCAAUGAGAUCAAACUCUAUUGUAGAAAUGAAGAGCCAAGAAAAGCAACAUAAGCAAUUACAGCACAAUUCAAAUUGCGCAGCAUGCAGGGAAAGUCUGGAGUAAGGCUCAGGGGAGGAAAUAGCCAAUUUGCUGCUGUCAUACCCUCUCACUUUUUUGUCCUCAGGAGAUGUGUUUUUAGUGCUCCUUCCCUUCAUCAUGUGCUUUAAACGUUGUGUGAGAUGCGCAGAUAGGGACGGACACAGGAGGCUGUAAAGCCUGCUGGCUGCUCUGAUCAUUGAGCAGCACAUUGAGCCAUUAUCUCUGCCUGAAAUAUCUUUUGCUGAUGUUAAUGAUUUUUUCUCUUAUGGCUCAUUUUCUGGUGAAAUUACGCGGCUGCAGGGAUGUAGGUGAAGAGAAGUAUAGCGAAGAUUUUUUAGAGGGAUAAACUUCUAAUUUUGAGGACCAAUUUGCAGCAAAUAAAGCUCUGCAAUGAAACUUUCUAACUUUACUGCUUCAUGAGGUCUCUGGUGAAACAAACUAUCAAUUCAUUGUGGUUAUGCGUUCAUUUUUAUUUAUUCACCGAACAGACCUUGCGUUGUUGUUGAGCAGCAAAAUGUGAUCAUUACUAUCAUAAUGUGAAAGUUUAACACACACACACACACACACACACACUUACCUGACCAUCUUCAAGCAGUCAAUCACUCAAGUCAGUACAAUCUUAAAGGCACAUCACACCAAAAAAAUGGUUUAUUGCACAUGUUAAAGGAGUACAGCUCUACAUGCUCAUCAAAUCCUACAGCAGACUGACUAUGAAUGUUGUUGGUAGUAUUAAUAAAACGUAAUUGUUUGAAUAUCACUUGAGGAGGCAGUAUGAACUAACCUUUUCACCCUGGCUAUUGGACUUGUUUACAUGAUGAGUUAUUGACAUGAAAUACUGAACAUUUGAUAAAGACAGACUGUAAAAAGGCAGAAAUGCACUGGAAGCAUAUGAGCUGUGCUUUUGCAAAUGCAGGUGCAUCACUAUACAUCAAACUUGGUUCGGAAAUCAAUGUAAGGUUAGAGGAACUGCAGUGACCAUUACCCACUUCAGGGCAAAAUGACACCAUGUAGGAUUUUCGCCAGUCUUGUUGAAAGCUCAGCUACAGGAGGCUAAAAAGUGGAUGAAGAAAAGGCCGGUCAUCAAAGCUCUGAAGUGUGACAGAAAGAGUUGUAGGAAUGAAAAAAAAAACAUGUUUUGAACUUUGGAUUGAAUAUUUGAGUCUAGCUGCUUUCCAAAUAUACAAAACCAGAACCCGACCACUGAAGAGAUGUAUUGAUAGAUAAAUGUGCUUAAGAAACAUUACCCAUCGCAGUGUCGUAGAGCAGUAUCCAUGAUGCUGCUAAUUCUCAUCUUGCAGCUAAAGCAUCAAAUUGUCAAUAAUUACAUCCAGUGCGCUCUGGCCUUAAUGACUGAAUGUGAGUUUACAUGAGUUUUCACAUUUCAUUACAUUUGUUCAUAUUUGUAAACUAUGUAAACUAAACACUUGCAUCAAACAUGGCUUGUAUUUUUUGAUGAGUUAAUGAAUUAUACAUUUAAAAAAAGCUUCUUCAUCCACAAAUUCAUAAAAAAUAUAUAUGUGAAUACCGUCCAGUUAGGCAGUUUGUAGAUUGUAUCCUGAAGAUCCAUUUGAGAGACUAUGUACAGUAAUAUGUUUCACAUGCUAACCUUGUUUUUAAAACAUAUCAAACAUGCCAAAUGAUUUUGACUAUGAUGUGUAAUAAUUGUGUAAUUUUGUGACAUAGCAGAACAGUGUGCCAAUUUGUUAAAAGAAGAAUAAAAAGCCACA